Messenger RNA from Plasmodium vivax (malaria parasite P. vivax), 1375 nucleotides. Its product is annotated as early transcribed membrane protein (ETRAMP). Bases 749 to 1375 code for a protein of 208 amino acids. NCBI's taxonomy places the organism in Eukaryota, Apicomplexa, Aconoidasida, Haemosporida, Plasmodiidae. The transcript has 2 exons. The record is from RefSeq and is a predicted model, not a curated record.
GCGUACAAUUGCUGAGCCGCCACAGUAGUAGUAUAGUUUAAUAAUUUAAUGUGCUGCUUGGCAUAUCCCACGCAAGUAAAUAAACCAACGAAAGGAUGAAUAAGCGAAUGGAUGAAUAAACUAAUGGAUGAAUAAACUAAUGAAUGAAAAAACGAAUUAAUAAUUCAGUACAUUACCUAAUCCUCAUCUUCACCUUUCUCUGAUCAUAUAGCAAAGUUUUAAUUAAAAAAAAACCUAGCAAAGCGAAAAAAAACUAAAAAAAAAAAAAAAAACGAACUAAUAAAUUAAACAAAUCGUUAAAAAUUACAUAUUUAUUUAUGUACCAUUUUUAUUAUCACUAUAAAAAAGUGCAGAAGGAAAGAAAAAAAAAAACUAAAAUCAUCACAAAAAAAAGGAUUUGCUUUCUUCAAGGGGGGUUUAUACCCGUUCAACUAAAAAAAAUUAUUUUUUAAAACCUUCGCUUUAGUUUUUUUAGAGGCUUUUUUACUUUAACACAAUUGUUACCUGAUAAGUUAUAAUGCUAUUACUAUCUUAUUAAAUAAAUGCUAAGAAAAAAAAAAACACAAUAAGAAACACAAAGAAAAAAAAAAAAAAAACUUGUAUUGAAAGAACAAAGUUAUAUAUAAACUAAACCAAACGCAAUCCCCCUAAGCGCUUUUUUUUAAUAGCCCGCAUAAUAAGGCCAAACAUAAUAUAAAAACUAAAUCUUUUAUUUAUUACCUCGCUUUUAUUAACGCAUUUUUUAAAAAUGAAAUUCACCAGAGUAUGUUCAGUUUUCGCUUUCCUCCUUGCUGUUAACUUGUUAGCCCCAGAAUGCCACUGUGAUCAUGUAAAUAACAAGCCCCACGUACACAACAAUCACAGCCAUGGUAGUGGCAAUUGCGGUGGCCACCAUGGCAACUCAUCUGCUAAUUCAGGCAAUUCAGGCUGCCCCCAUGCCGCAUCAGGAAACUCUUCAAAUUCUGUAAACGCCCCGGGUGCUGGCGCUUCUCCAUCAUCAGCUAAAUUAUCAGGCCCAGGAACUCCCCCCCCAGCUCCAACCCCUUCUCCAGCAACCCCCUCAUCUAAAGAUGACGCGGGAAAGGCAAUUGACCAAAUUGACCAACAAAUUGAGAAGAAAAAGAAAAACAAAAAAAUAUGCCUAAUAUCAGCAGCAGCCACAGCUUUGACUCUCUUACUAGGAGGAGCAUUAGGCUUUGGAAUUUACAAAAAUAGAAAGGCACCACAGGUAAACGUAGAGAAUGCAAAUGGAGCCCCCGCCACCGAAAGUUCCGAGACUGUCGUACAGGGAAAUUCCGAAACCCCUGCCCCAACCGAUGCUCCCGCCGCCCCAGAGACGACCCCCGAAACCCCAGAAACCCCACAAGAAUCUUAA